Nothobranchius furzeri (turquoise killifish) is the source of this 1504-nucleotide messenger RNA. It is a transcript of the gene csgr10h1orf74, whose product is annotated as chromosome sgr10 C1orf74 homolog. NCBI's taxonomy places the organism in Eukaryota, Metazoa, Chordata, Actinopteri, Cyprinodontiformes, Nothobranchiidae. The record is from RefSeq and is a predicted model, not a curated record.
CAUCUUUACUGUUCCCCCUUUAACUUCUGCUGGGAUCUUUUCCUUUGGCUCUUCGCUGUACGAUGAGUCGACCAAAUGUGAAAAGGGCUCUUCUUUCAAUGUGGUUUAGUGGGUCAACUCUACCUGUCGGUUUGCAACAGAAGAAAUGACUCCAGAACAUGAGGAAAUGAAUCUUCUGGUCAACUUAGGCUUGUUUGCUGCAGGCGUCAGGGUUGCAAGAAAUCUCUCAGAUUUUGACUUGAUGUCUCCUCAGCCAGUGACCUAAUGUGUCACAGUUAAGCCAGGAUGAUGGCAUCUUAAACCAACAAAGAAGAAACAAACAACUCCAAUAAAUACAGAAAUAUUUCUUGUGCUACUUUGGAAACAAAUCAUCUCACCUCUGAUUAUCUUAAAACAAAUAAUUACAUUUAAAUAGCAUCUUUGUGAGUGUGAUCUUUUAGUCAGACUGACUGCUAGAUGUUCACCCAUUAAGGACUUUAAAUUUGUGAUUUUAUGCAGCCAUGUCAGUUCAGGACCUUUAUGUAGACGUAGCCCACAAAUAUCUGUCUGCUGGUAGAAAAUCUCUGUCUGUUCCUCAGAGUCUGGACCUCGCUGCGCAUGUCUCGGCUGUGGAGGCGGGGUUGAAACCUGCUCUUCUUUAUGACAGUAAUGGCGCCUGUGCAACACAGGUCCAGCAGUAUCUGAGCUCCUUGCAAUCCCUCCAGCUUGUGUCUGAAUCCCUUUUCACUCUGGAUUUAAAUGGAAACAGUCUCAUCGUCAACACAGGAGCGGUCAGAUUAAAUCUAGAGCGGGUGCUCCGUGAUGACAGCUUGGCUGUUAUUGAUGUUUGCCACUCGCUGGACCAACCUGCUGUUUUUAACUCACAGAGAGGAGAACUGAAGAGUGUGAUGGAGGAUUUGCUCCUGCUUCUGGAACAUGAAGAGGCUGAGAAACCUCUUUAUGUUGAGAAAUCUGAGGAGUGGAACCUGUGCGCAGUGUUUGGAGUCUUACUGGGUUUCCCCGUCACUUACUGGUUCGAUCAGACCGAGAGCUUUGAAAACUGUCUGUCCAUGACUCCUCUGAUGGUUAUAACGGCUUCAGCGUCAUGGCAGGCAGAUGGCCCCCAUCACAGAUGUUGCCUGUAUUCCUUCACCCUCCCAGCUGCUCUGCAGGAAGAGACACAGUCCAAGCUGGAGGACUGGGAGCUUCGUCUGCAAGAAAGAUUUAAACAGCAGCGCAUCUUGAAGGAUCUGAGGAUUAGUCAAGCCACGGUCUCUCUGCCAUCAGUCUGUUUGUGAUGCUGGUAAAAGUCUGUUUUAAUAUAAAAUCGGUAUUCUUUUAAUCUAAAGCUAGGUGCAAUAACAUUGAAUUGGGUCAUUUUCUUCAUUUUGUACCAUUUAAGUGUGGGGAAAAAAACCUAUUUUCAUUAAUUGUCUGAUGGGAAAUUUCACAUGCCACAUUCUUUUGACAAGUACACAUAAAUAAUGUGAGCUUAAACGGUCAUUAAAAGAACACAAUCCAGUAA